This is a messenger RNA of Homalodisca vitripennis (glassy-winged sharpshooter), 516 nucleotides long. RefSeq names its product neuropeptide CCHamide-2 receptor-like. Gene Ontology annotation, molecular function: G protein-coupled receptor activity. Lineage: Eukaryota; Metazoa; Arthropoda; Insecta; Hemiptera; Cicadellidae. Gene Ontology annotation, biological process: G protein-coupled receptor signaling pathway. Gene Ontology annotation, cellular component: membrane. The record is from RefSeq and is a predicted model, not a curated record.
AUGGAUUCCCAUAGAAACGCCUCUGGGUGGAUGCACGGUUACGAGAAUGAUACUGAAUUGGUUGGCUACGUUCCUUACUCUGAACGACCGGAGACGUACAUUGUGCCAGUAGUGUUUGCGAUCAUCUUCCUAGUGGGAGUGUUGGGGAACGGUACACUGGUCUUCAUCUUCGCGCGUCACCGCACCAUGAGGAACGUUCCCAACACUUAUAUAUUCAGUCUGGCUCUGGGAGAUCUGCUCGUCAUCGUUAGUUGUGUGCCAUUCACCUCCAUUCUGUACACGAUAGAGUCAUGGCCCUGGGGUGAGCUGAUCUGUAAACUGUCCGAAGCGACCAAGGACGUCUCCACGUGUUCCGUGUUCACUCUGACCGCCCUCAGUGCCGAGAGGUACUGUGCCGUCGUCAACCCCAUCAGAAGUCACAUCUCCUCCAAGCCGCUCACCAUCAUCACGGCAGUACUUAUCUGGAUCAUGUCUUUGAUACUGGCUCUGCCUGGCGCCAUAUUCUCCUAUGUCUAG